Molecule: messenger RNA, 1864 nt
Organism: Sesamum indicum (sesame)
Lineage: Eukaryota; Viridiplantae; Streptophyta; Magnoliopsida; Lamiales; Pedaliaceae
Product: Ribosomal L18p/L5e family protein
Biological process (GO): translation
Cellular component (GO): ribosome
Molecular function (GO): 5S rRNA binding; structural constituent of ribosome
Source: RefSeq, a predicted model, not a curated record
AGUCCGCUGCUCCCACUGUGGGAAGUGUUGAGCAGAGAUUUUUGUUCUUCCUUCAUUUUUUCUGUGUUUUGAAUCGAUGUGGUUUUCUGGUUUUCUAAUUAUUUGUGCUAGUUUCUUGUGGGAAUAGAUUAUGAUAGAAGAUCAACUUUGAAAUGGAGUUAGAAAAUUAGCAAUAUCAUUACCAUCAUUUUUGUAACAUUAUAAGGUUUUUGCAUUGCUUGUUCAAAUUCGAGCCUAUACUGAUUACUAUUUUUGCAAAGAGUGCUUUAUGCUCAAUCACUUUUUCAUCAAAGAUUGUUUACCAGAAUAAGUAUUUUUCAUCACAGCAUUAAGAUAGCUAGUUUACCAGGAAGAAAGCAAGGUAUCUGUAAGUCCUAGCUGCAAUUACCAUGAUUCUUUCUAUGUGAGUUGGACGGAAAAGAACAGAGUAUGACAUUAUAAUACUCCUAAACUGUAUAUAUAGAAAGACUGUUCAUUAUAGAUAUGAUUGUGUUUACUCACCACUAUCCAUUGUAGAAAUUGUGUUCAACAGGAUAGCCUUUACGAGCAAUCUUGAAGGAGACUGUUGGUCUUUAUAUGACUUGAUGCCUAAAAUGUGCAAUUUCUUGGCUUUACCUGGAACUUUUUCUGGCUCUGCCGUCUUGAUUAACUUAUAAGGCUUGUACUAUGGAUACUAUAAUGUAUAUAUACUUCACAAAUACAGGGAAUUGGUAACCCUUUGCUUUUGUUUGGGGGUGUUGGAGAGGAGUUUCAGUUCUGCUGUUUGUUUACUUAAUUUGUAGGGAUUCCUUUAUAGUGGGGUAUGAUUUUUGCCUUUGGCUAUUGACUCUGUUUUCUGCGAAUAGAUUGAUCUCCUAGAAAUUUUUCUUCACAAUUUCCAUUGAUCAGACCUUUUUGGGCUUUGUCUGCACAUCUGAUUCACACUUUGCGUUUUAUUCCGUAAUUUUUGUGGCCUCUAUUUUUAGAUUUUUUUAUUUCAGUUCUCCUGGAUUACGGUCCUUGCAGCAUAGCUAAAAAUACACUUUGCAAGUCUCGCUAUAUAUACAUAGAAAUCCGUUUACAUGCUUGAUAUUUUGUUGUUAAUCCUGAUGUUGGGUUACCGUUUUCUUUGACAAAGAAUUGAUAUUCAGUGGAUGACGGUGUUGAAGAGAUGUGUUUUAAGACUGUUCAUAUCAUUGAAGUAUAUAACGGCGAAUGUGGUAGACAGAAAUAAUGGACGCAUAGUUGCAACCCCCUCAACGGUUGAACAUGCUCUAAAAGAUAAUCUUGAAUGUGGUCGUUCUUGCAAUGCAAAGGCGGCAGGUGUUGGAGUGCUGGCAAUGAGACUCAUAGUGGAGGGUCUUGAACAGGGCCAGGGAAGGGGAAUCCAUGUCGAUGUGAAUAAGGAAAUCGAGAAGGAAGGUUUCAAGAAUCGGACAAAGAUCUGGGCGGUUGUGAAUGCCCUGAACAACAAUGGAGACAAACUUAUUCUUGAUGAUGACGACAAUGCUGUACUUGACUCCAGCUAUACAUACCGGCAAGGAGAGUAGUUUCUGAAUUCCAGAAAUUGACCAUUUUGCUCAAUUUGAAAUUGCUUUUUGCUCAGGUAAUGACAUGUUUUCCUCGUAAUCAGAAUGGAAAGUGUAGAUGCUAUACUGUUUCCCCAUCGGAAGCGUAGACUUGCAAAUGCAAUUUUGUGAGAGGUGAUGAUUAAUACUUUGACACAUAACACACUGAUUAUUCUUGUAGAAACCACUUUGUGCAAUACCCUGUUAACCAUCACAGCAAAGUUCGUGUUGCAAGUAAGCAGGCCCUGAUUUCACUCGGGCAUGAGUUCUCCUUCAAUGAUUGAUUUGUAAUAAUCUGAGCAAUUUAUCUCAACGUC